GGUUGAUUUUUGCCCCUCCGCUCUUGACCCCACCCCCAGCCCCGCUCCCCUCCACCCGGCUCCGGCCCUUGCACCCGCUCUCCUGCUCUCGGAAAGGUCGCGGCCCGCUGCCCUCUGGGCAGUCGUGCCGAGAUGAACCCCAGAGCCCCCAGCUACCCGAUGGCCUCGCUCUACGUGGGGGAUCUACACCCCGACGUGACCGAGGCGAUGCUCUACGAGAAGUUCAGCCCGGCCGGGCCCGUCGUCACCAUCCGGGUCUGCAGGGACACCAUCACCCGCCGCUCCCUGGGCUACGCGUAUGUGAACUUCCAGCGGCCUGCGGACGCAGAGCGCGCUUUGGACACCAUGAAUUUUGAUGUUAUAAAGGGAAAGCCCUUACGCAUCAUGUGGUCUCACGGUGAUCCAUCACUUCGCAAAAGUGGAAUAGGCAACAUAUUCAUCAAAAAUUUGGACAAAUCCAUUGAUAAUAAAGCACUGCACGAUACAUUUUCUGCUUUUGGUAACAUCCUUUCCUGUAAGGUGGUUUGUGAUGAAAAUGGUUCCAAGGGCUAUGGAUUUGUACAUUUUGAGACACAGGAAGCCGCUGAAAGAGCUAUUGAAAAAAUGAAUGGGAUGCUCCUAAAUGAUUGCAAAGUAUUUGUUGGACGAUUUCAGUCCCGUAAACAAAGAGAAGCAGAAUUUGGAGCUCGGGCAAAAGAGUUCACCAAUGUUUACAUCAAGAAUUUUGGAGAAGACAUGGAUGACGAGCGCCUUAAAGAUCUCUUUGGCAAGUUUGGACCUGCCUUAAGUGUGAAAGUAAUGACUGAUGAAAGUGGAAAAUCCAAAGGAUUUGGAUUUGUGAGCUUUGAAAGGCAUGAAGAUGCACAGACAGCUGUGGAUGAGAUGAAUGGAAAAGAGCUCAAUGGAAAACAAAUUUACGUUGGUCGAGCUCAGAAAAAAGUGGAACGCCAGACAGAACUUACACAUAAAUUUGAACAGAUGAAGCAAGAUAGGAUCACCAGAUACCAGGAUGUUAACCUUUAUGUGAAAAAUCUUGAUGAUGGUAUUGAUGAUAAACGUCUCUGGAAAGAGUUUUCUCCAUUUGGUACAAUCACUAGUGCAAAGGUUAUGAAGAAGGGUGGUCGCAGCAAAGGAUUUGGUUUUGUAUGUUUCUCCUCCCCAGAAGAAGCCACUACCGCAGUUGCAGAAAUGAAUGGUAGAAUUGUGGCCACCAAGCCACUAUAUGUAGCUUUAGCUCAGCGCAAAGAAGAGCGCCAGGCUCACCUCACUAACCAGUAUAGGCAGAGAAUGGCGAGUGUAGGAGCUGUGCCCACCCCUGUAAUCAACCCCUACCGGCCAGCACCUCUUUCACGUUACUUCAUGGAAGCUGUCCCACAGACUCGGAACCAUGCUGUGUACUAUUCUCCUAGCCAAAUUGCUCGACUAAAACCAAGUCCUCACUGGACUGCUCAGGAUGCCAGACCUCAUCGAUUCCAGAAUCUGUCUGGUGCUAUCCAACCCGCCACUCCUAGACCACCAUUUAGCACAGUGAGACCAGCUUCUUCACAGGUUCCACGAGUCACGUCAACACAGUGUGUUGCAAACAGGUCAACACAGAGAAUGGAUCCAUGUCCUGCAGCUGCUGCCGCUGCAAUUACACCUGCUGUCUGCACCAUUCCCCAGUAUAAAUAUACUGCAGGGGUCCGCAAUUAUCAGCAGCAUCUUAAUGCACAGCCACAGAUUACCGUGCAACAGCCUGCUGUUCAUGUACAAGGUCAGGAGCCUUUGACUCCUUCCAUGUUGGCAUCUGCAACCCCUCAAGAGCAAAAGCAAAUGUUGGGUGAACAGCUGUUUCCCCUUAUUCAAGCCAUGCACCCUACUCUUGCUGGUAAAAUCACUGGCAUGUUGUUAGAGAUCGAUAAUUCAGAACUUCUUUAUUUGCUUGAGUCUCCAGAGUUUCUCCCAUCUAAGGUUGAUGAAGCCGUAGCUGUAAUACAAGCUGCCCAGAAAGCAGUGAACAGUGCCACUAGAGUUCCAACUGUCUAAAAUUGAUGAGGGACCACAAAAAGAAACUCGUGCUUCACCAAAGAAAAAUGUCUAAAC
Fukomys damarensis (Damara mole-rat) is the source of this 2082-nucleotide messenger RNA. RefSeq names its product polyadenylate-binding protein 1-like. Gene Ontology annotation, cellular component: nucleus; cytosol; ribonucleoprotein complex. NCBI's taxonomy places the organism in Eukaryota, Metazoa, Chordata, Mammalia, Rodentia, Bathyergidae. Bases 133 to 2025 code for a protein of 630 amino acids. The record is from RefSeq and is a predicted model, not a curated record. The transcript has a single exon. Gene Ontology annotation, molecular function: mRNA 3'-UTR binding; poly(A) binding; poly(U) RNA binding.